Molecule: messenger RNA, 1031 nt
Organism: Sus scrofa (pig)
Lineage: Eukaryota; Metazoa; Chordata; Mammalia; Artiodactyla; Suidae
Source: RefSeq, a predicted model, not a curated record
AUGUGGCCCAGACUAUGUCAUUUAAAGGCAUAAUACACUAUAUACUUUGAAGCUUUAUCUAAUGCAAUCACAAGCACGUUUAGGUUUAUUAACUUAUUAGCAUCCCCACUGACGUAUUGUUUUGCUUUAUCCACGCAAGUGCUUUCAAACAUAUUUUAUUUUAGGAUUUUUAUUUUUAUCUCCUACAGCUGGAUUUUGCUAGUUCACUUUUAUUUCAAAUGCAGCGCAGCGAAAUGGUUCCAGCCAGCAGCAUACCAUCUCCCCUGGCCCUGCCUGGAACAGAUCUGUCAUGUCUGGCAAAUGGUAAUUCCCUUUGAUGCUAGCUCUCAAUUAGUUGCUUCCACUGUUUUUGAAUAUACCUGUGUCUGAGUUUGUAUUGGAACACGCAAAAGCACCACUUCUCAGUCUGGACACAAUUGCCAAAAGUCUAAUUUGGUCAACCUGUGUGCCUUGUUAGUUGCCUCCAGCAGCUGAUGAGUAAGGACGUGGCUGCUUAGUUUCCUCUGCUUAGUCCUCUGACUUCUAAGGUGAUUUAAUUUUCCUGAAUAUUUCCAUGUCAUCAAGGGCUCAAUAUUUUAUGGAUCUUACAAAAAGUGUAUGAUGAACGAGAAGAAGGUUCUGUGAGUUUUCAGAUGCUGGAAAUUCAUUUUGAUUGUGCACAUUCCAGAAACAUACUGGAUUGCAUGCUAGAGUGAAGAAAGCCUUCCAGACAAUUCUCCCAAUCCAAUCAUUUCUUCAGUCAUUCCGUAAAUAUCUGAGUGCUCCUUUCCUAGAUGCCAGGAUCUCUGCCUGACCCCCUCAUCCCCAACACCCCUCUUCUCCCCUCCCGCCGAGAACGUAAUGCUAUUAAAAGAGAACCUUAUCUGAAUGACAGUCACCCAGAACAAACAGUGGGAACAGUAAUGAAAUGCAGGAAAUCGGGUUUUUAAAGGUGAUUCUGUGCAAUGAAGUAUAAAAGCGAUACAGCAUAGGCUAGCUACUGUGUAAUCGCCAUUAACAUCUCUUUAGAGUUACACAGCUAAAAAGGAGAA